This is a messenger RNA of Saxophila tyrrhenica, 1494 nucleotides long. RefSeq names its product Protein spt10 (gene SPT10). NCBI's taxonomy places the organism in Eukaryota, Fungi, Ascomycota, Dothideomycetes, Mycosphaerellales, Extremaceae. The transcript has a single exon. Gene Ontology annotation, cellular component: nucleus. The record is from RefSeq and is a predicted model, not a curated record. Bases 1 to 1494 code for a protein of 497 amino acids. Gene Ontology annotation, molecular function: acyltransferase activity, transferring groups other than amino-acyl groups.
AUGCCGGCCAUGCUCGACGACCCAACGGCGCCCGCCGUUUACCGCGUGUCAGGUCCCUCGCCAUACCCCGAACCGUACGGCCCUCUCCCGCCAGAGAUCACGCCGCGACAAGUCACCCUCCGAGACCGCACGACGAUAGCCACCCUCCUCCCCUUCUCCUCCCCCAUGCAAGUCCCGGCCAAGCUCACCGCCUACCUCUGCGAACUGCUCAACCGCGAGAUCGAAAAGGGCGACACCUAUCCCAUGAUGGACCCCAUGCCACUCUCCUCCUUCGGCCCGUACUGGUUCGCGAACUUCGGCGCAAUCAUGGUUUUGGGUGAGCUGGACAACACCGAGGAUGUCUUAACAAUGGAAGCGCAGGGUACGGACUGGACGAAGCAGUGCUUGGGCAGCUUUUACGUCAAGCCGAACUAUCCUGGCCGCAGCAGCCAUGUGUGCAACGGUGGGUUUCUGGUCACGGACGCUUCGCGCAAUCGUGGGGUUGGUAGACUCAUGGGAGAGUGCUACUUGGACUGGGCGCCGAAGCUGGGUUACUCGUACAGUGUGUUCAACCUUGUCUACGAGACCAACGUCGCCUCGCUACGCAUUUGGGAUGCCCUCGGCUUCAAGAGGAUAGGACGUGUGAAGGGAUGCGGCAACCUGAAAUCAUACCCGGAGCAAUACAUCGACGCCAUCAUAUUCGGACGCGAGCUCGGCGGCGACAGCGAAGACUACAUCACCGAAGAGCGCUUCGACAAGAUCCGCUUCUACCUCAAAACCGGCACCUACCCCAACGGUUCCGACCGUGCAGAGAAAUCUCGCCUCCGCUCCGCCGCGACUCACUACCGCCUCAUCCCCGCCGAAGACGAUCUUGACGAAGACAAGCUCAUGCUCAAGGGCAAGGAAGUCGUCUCAGACCCUCACAAACAGUACGAGAUCGCCCGCACCUUCCACGGCUACACGCACGCAGGCAUCAACAAAACCACCGCCAGCAUCUCGGAGAAAUACCACUGGGUUCGCAUCAAGGAAACCGUUAGCGCCGCUAUCCGCAAUUGCUCCGAGUGCAAAGACCCGACGCCCAAACCACGCGAUCCGACGAACAGAGAGCGCCGCACGCCCGCUAAGAACGGAGACGCGGGCUCCAGUCGUCCUCGUCGUGGCUCAGGCUCAGUUGUGGCGAACGGCGUGCAGCAUCUGCAGGUCGUCGCUGGCGCUGAUCCCGACAUGGUCGUGGACGAGCAGCAGCAGCAGCAGCAGCAACACUCCGCUCCAGUGGCGCAAAUGCAGCGUUUCGAGCACUACUCCGUCCCCGUCGACCCGGCCAUCAUGCACGGCAUGAACAGCCAGUGGCACGAGUCGCACGCCAUGAUUCUCGAUCCCGCGCCAAGAGACGUCGAGAAGGAGGAGGAGGCGGACAUGGACGCGCGGUUGCGUGCGGAGCUGACGGCGACUAUUAUGCGGGACGAGGAGCCUGGAUACCCUUCGCAUGCACCGGGGACAGGGCCGGGUCAGUAG